This is a messenger RNA of Priapulus caudatus, 1770 nucleotides long. RefSeq names its product serine protease inhibitor dipetalogastin-like. The transcript has 13 exons. Gene Ontology annotation, cellular component: membrane. Gene Ontology annotation, molecular function: protein binding. The coding region runs from base 1 to 1770 and encodes 589 amino acids. The record is from RefSeq and is a predicted model, not a curated record. NCBI's taxonomy places the organism in Eukaryota, Metazoa, Priapulida, Priapulimorpha, Priapulimorphida, Priapulidae.
AUGAACGCCUCUUUGAACGUCAGCAACGGCAACGCGUCGGACGGCGACCGAUGGGACGUCGGCAGCGACGCCGAUAGACAGCGCGUCUUCUUCUCCGGCGGCAGCACGGCGAACGCCGUCUUCUUGUCGAUCGUCGUGUCGGCGUCGGUCGUCACGACGGUCGGCAACGGUCUCGUCAUUCUCAUCAUCGCCGCCGUGCGUCGGCUGCGCACUUCCGCCAACCUGACGAUCGUCAAUCUCGCCUGCUGCGACUUCGUGAUCGGCUGCACGAUGUGGACGGCGACGACGUCGCACGACAACGCCGUCGGCUGCUCGGCGUUCAUCGGCUUACGGGCGAGUGUCGUCGUACGUACGUCUGUGGCUGGAAGCAUCGUGCAUCUGGAAGCUCUCCAACGCAACAUGGCCUGGACAUCGCUCGGCUGCCUCCUCAUUAUAUGCGCUGGAUUGACCUGUGCGGAAAGUCCGCGAGCGGCAAUGUUGAACACUGACUGCAUACUGGGAUGUCCGGAGAUCUACUCACCUGUGUGCGCCAGCGACGGCUACACCUACGACAGCCGAUGCGUGCUUGACUGCAUCAUCAUGGACAUUCAGACGAGAACAAUUCCAAUGGAACCGGCCGAUCCCGUAUUGUUUAACAGCGUCGGUCCGUGCAACGCAACCGACCAAGAGUUUGAGAACUGCAGCUACUGCAACCUGGAGUUCGACGCAGUUUGUGGGACAGAUGGCACCACCUACACUAACAUCUGCGAACUCGACUGCAUCGCUUAUCAGAAAGAUGACGCUACGCUAGCCGUAGACUACGAAGGAGAAUGUGACCGACAAACGGGUACCGGACCAGGAUUGACCUGUGCGGAAAGUCCGCGAGCGGCAAUGUUGAACACUGACUGCAUACUGGGAUGUCCGGAGAUCUACUCACCUGUGUGCGCCAGCGACGGCUACACCUACGACAGCCGAUGCGUGCUUGACUGCAUCAUCAUGGACAUUCAGACGAGAACAACGACCCAGUUCGUCUGCGACUGCCCUGACGUGGUCGCCUACGUGUGCGGCUCGGACGGGAGCACCUAUCCCAACGAGUGCAUGUUGAACUGCGCCCGAAUUGAGCAGGGUGAUGACGACCUUAUAGUGGAGUUUGAAGGACACUGCGACGAUGUCACGCUACCGGGCGACUGCAACUGCGAUGAUACAGAGAAUUUCGUGUGUGGAACCGACGGCAACACGUACAUUAAUGAAUGCAUGCUCAAUUGUUCACGAGACGAAACCGGUUCCGGAGAUGACGAGCUCGAUGUUGACUACAGUGGAGAGUGCGGUAUGGCGACGACGCCCACACCGUGCACCUGUCAGCCAAUCAUACGCUACGUCUGCGGUACCGACGGAGAAACAUACACCAACGAAUGCUUUCUGGAAUGCACCGUCAGAGAAUCUGGGGACCAAGACUUGGCGGUGGCUUCCCUGGGGCCGUGCCCUGACGCGACCACGCCUGCCAGCUGCUCCUGCCCCAGGAACGUGGCGUAUGUGUGCGGCACGGACGGCAACACCUACACAAACGAGUGCUUCUUACAGUGCGAGCGCGACAACCGAGGUGACGGACGGCUGAGCGUCGCCUACACGGGACAGUGUGAUGAUCCGGACGCAACGACGCCGACGCCGACCCCGUGCACCUGUCCGCGCAUUGUCGACUACGUGUGCGGCACCGACGGAGAGACGUACCAGAACGAGUGCAUGCUCGACUGCACCAGGGACGAGAUCGAUUAUGUCACAAAAUCCCAUUAA